Messenger RNA from Pygocentrus nattereri (red-bellied piranha), 5426 nucleotides. Its product is annotated as sialoadhesin-like. The transcript has 18 exons. Bases 80 to 3871 code for a protein of 1263 amino acids. NCBI's taxonomy places the organism in Eukaryota, Metazoa, Chordata, Actinopteri, Characiformes, Serrasalmidae. The record is from RefSeq and is a predicted model, not a curated record.
CAGUGAUGCAAACCCACCUGUGCAGAACUACACCUGGUUUAAAGGAACAUCAUCAGUAGGAAAAGGAGAAACUUACACAAUGAAGAAGAUCAGCUCUGUGGACAGUGGAGAAUACAAGUGCAGAUCCAGUAAUGAACAUGGAGAGAAAUUCUCUGAAGCUCUAACUCUGAAUGUUUUGUAUCCUCCAAAGAGCAUCUCAGUGUCCAUCAGCCCCUCUGGUGAAAUAGUGGAGGGCAGUUCAGUGAAUCUGACCUGCAGCAGUGAUGCAAACCCACCUGUUGAAUAUAACUGGUUUAAAGGAACAUCAAUAGUAGGAAAAGGAGAGACUUACACAAUGAAGAAGAUCAGCUCUGUGGACAGUGGAGAAUACAAGUGCAGAUCCAGUAAUAAACAUGGAGAGAAACUCUCUGAAGCUCUAACUCUGAAUGUUUUGUAUCCUCCAAAGAGCGUCUCAGUGUCCAUCAGUCCCUCUGGUGAAAUAGUGGAGGGCAGUUCAGUGACUCUGACCUGCAGCAGUGAUGCAAACCCACCUGUGGAAUAUAACUGGAUUAAAGGAACAUCAUCAGUAGGAAAAGGAGAAACUUACACAAUGAAGGAGAUCAGCUCUGUGGACAGUGGACAAUACACAUGCAGGUCCAGUAAUGAACAUGGAGAGAAACUCUCUGAAGCUGUAACUCUGAAUGUUUUGUAUCCUCCAAAGAACAUCUCAGUGUCCAUCAGCCCCUCUGGUGAAAUAGUGGAGGGCAGUUCAGUGAAUCUGACCUGCAGCAGUGAUGCAAACCCACCUGUUGAAUAUUACUGGUUUAAAGGAACAUCAAUAGUAGGAAAAGGAGAGACUCACACAAUGAAGAACAUCAGCUCUGUGGACAGUGGAGAAUACAAGUGCAGAUCCAGUAACAAACAUGGAGAGAAACUCUCUGAAGCUCUAACUCUGAAUGUUUUGUAUCCUCCAAAGAACAUCUCAGUGUCCAUCAGCCCCUCUGGUGAAAUAAUGGAGGGCAGUUCACUGAAUCUGACCUGCAGCAGUGAUGGAAACCCACCUGUGCAGAACUACACCUGGUUUAAAGGAGCAUCAUUAGUAGCAGAAGGAGAGACUUACACAAUGAAGAAGAUCAGCUCUGUGGACAGUGGACAAUACAAGUGCAAAUGCAGUAAUGAACAUGGAGAGAAAGUCUCUGAAGCUCUAACUCUGAAUGUUUUGUAUCCUCCAAAGAACAUCUCAGUGUCUGUCAGUCCCUAUGGUGAAAUAAUGGAGGGCAGGUCAGUGACUCUGACCUGCAGCAGUGAUGCAAACCCACCUGUGGAAUAUAACUGGAUUAAAGGAACAUCAUCAGUAGGAAAAGGAGAAACUUACACAAUGAAGAAGAUCAGCUCUGUGGACAGAGGAGAAUACAAGUGCAGAUCCAGUAAUAAACAUGGAGAGAAGCUCUCUGAAGCUCUAACUCUGAAUGUUUUGUAUCCUCCAAAGAACAUCUCAGUGUCCAUCAAUCCCUCUGGUGAAAUAGUGGAGGGCAGGUCAGUCACUCUGACCUGCAGCAGUGAUGCAAACCCACCUGUGGAAUAUAACUGGAUUAAAGGAACAUCAUCAGUAGGAAAAGGAGAGACUUACACAAUGAAGAACAUCAGCUCUGUGGACAGUGGAGAAUACAAGUGCAGGUCCAGUAAUGAACAUGGAGAGAAAUUCUCUGAAGCUCUAACUGUGAAUGUUUUGUAUCCUCCAAAGAGCGUCUCAGUGUCCAUCAGCCCCUCUGGUGAAAUAGUGGAGGGCAGUUCAGUGAAUCUGACCUGCAGCAGUGAUGGAAACCCACCUGUUGAAUAUAACUGGUUUAAAGGAACAUCAAUAGUAGGAAAAGGAGAGACUUACACAAUGAAGAACAUCAGCUCUGUGGACAGUGGACAAUACAAGUGCAGAUCCAGUAAUGAACAUGGAGAGAAACUCUCUGAAGCUCUAAAUCUGAAUGUUUUGUAUCCUCCAAAGAACAUCUCAGUGUCCAUCAGCCCCUCUGGUGAAAUAAUGGAGGGCAGUUCACUUAAUCUGACGUGCAGCAGUGAUGCAAACCCACCUGUGCAGAACUACACCUGGUUUAAAGGAGCAUCAUUAGUAGCAGAAGGAGAGACUUACACAAUGAAGAACAUCAGCUCUGUGGACAGUGGACAAUACAAGUGCAGAUCCAGUAAUGAACAUGGAGAGAAAGUCUCUGAAGCUCUAACUCUGAAUGUUUUGUAUCCUCCAAAGAACAUCUCAGUGUCUGUCAGUCCCUAUGGUGAAAUAAUGGAGGGCAGGUCAGUGACUCUGACCUGCAGCAGUGAUGCAAACCCACCUGUGGAAUAUAACUGGAUUAAAGGAACAUCAUCAGUAGGAAAAGGAGAAACUUACACAAUGAAGAACAUCAGCUCUGUGGACAGAGGAGAAUACAAUUGCAGAUCCAGUAAUAAACAUGGAGAGAAACUCUCUGAAGCUCUAACUCUGAAUGUUUUGUAUCUCCAGGUGGAGGUUCCUGAGAGAGUGAUAGAGGGAGAUGAAGUCACUCUCACAUGUAAAACCACCUGCAGUCUGACAGUCACACCAACAUUCACCUGGUACAGAAAUGGAAGUUCUUUAUCCUCCAGUACUGACCAGCUCCACCUGCACUCGGUCAGCAGCGAUAAUAAGGACAGGUAUAACUGUGCUGUACUGGGUCAGAACUCUCCUGAGGUCACUCUUAAUGUCAGAUAUGGCCCAAAGAGCGUCUCAGUGUCCAUCAGUCCCUCUGGUGAAAUAGUGGAGGGCAGGUCAGUGACUCUGACCUGCAGCAGUGAUGCAAACCCACCUGUGCAGAACUACACCUGGUUUAAAGGAGCAUCAUCAGUAGGAAAAGGAGAGACUUACACAAUGAACAACAUCAGCUCUGUGGACAGUGGAGAAUACAAGUGCAGAUCCAAUCCUCCAAAGAACAUCUCAGUGUCCGUCAGUCCCUCUGGUAAAAUAGUGGAGGGCAGUUCAGUGACUCUGACCUGCAGCAGUGAUUCAGUUUCACCUGUGGAAUAUCACUGGUUUAAAGGAACAUCAUCAGUAGCAAAAGGAGAAACUUACACGAUGAAGAAGAUCAGCUCUGUGAACAGAGGAGAAUACAAGUGUAGGUCCAGUAAUAAACAUGGAGAGAAACUCUCUGAAGCUCUAACUCUGAAUGUUUUGUAUCCUCCAAAGAAUGUCUCAGCAUCCAUCAGUCCCUCUGGUGAAACAGCAGAGGGCAGUUCAGUGAAUCUGACCUGCAGCAGUGAUGCAAACCCACCUGUGCAGAACUACACCUGGUUUAAAGAAGGUGGAAGCUCACCUGUAGGAUCUGGACACAGUUACAGGGCUCUACAGAGAGGAUCCUACUACUGUGAGGCUCAGAAUGAACACGGAUCUCAGAAAUCAGCUGCAGUAACUGUCGGUGAAAAAGGGAAAACGAGUGCAAAGUUUGGAAGAUCCAUGAUGGAAGUUCUGUGCAUUGUACUUGGAGGGUUAACUGGAGUGGUAGCUCUUUUAUGCAUUGUUUUUUGUGUAAGGAGAUACAGACAACGGAGUACAGCUGCAUGCAAAACACAGGGGAAUCAGUGCAACAACUUGGGUCCAGAUCUAUCCAAUCAGGAUGAUGUUCAAUAUGCCAGUGUUGUACCCUGUAAAGUCAGAAACCCCAGGAAUGCUGAGAACUCUGCAGUGAAACGUUCUGGAUCUGAUGAGGAGGUUCAGUAUGCCAGCAUCCAGCACCACCGUGACAAAGUAGUACAGAAGACUGAAGAAGAUGACGUUCAGUAUGCUAGUGUAAGAUUUACUCGCACUGGUGCUGCCAACAGGCCUGCAGUUUCCACAUGUGAUGACUCGGUGAUCUACAGUACUAUGAAAUAAACAACUUGGCAGUGCUGUUCAGGACUAAGGUUAUGACCCAUGAACACAACUUUUAUUUCAAGGAAAUGGGCCUUAUUAGUUGGAUGUAAACUGCAAAACACAUCCUUUUUUUUUCUUUGGCAAUUUCGUAAAUAAGUCAAUUUGACAGCCCUUUGAUGUUCACUGGAUCGGAAUUUCACAAUUUCAAACAGAUACUAUUUACAAGAGGAUGACAACCUGAAUGCUUACAAUUUGAUUAAUUAAGUACUAAACUAUUUUUUAAAAAAUCCUUUUGGAUAUACAAUUUAAAAAAUGUCCAAUUGCUUGGAACUGAGCCAACACUUUCCCAUUGGUAUUUAUUCUAAAUGUCAAAGAAGACUGCCCAAGCCAUUUUCUUCAGUCUUUUGAUCCAUGACCAUGUGGACCCUUCUGCAGCUUGUACAGUUCAACAGGUCCAACUGAAAACACCAUCAGUAAAAAUGUGCUAAACUUCACUCAAAAUUACAUAGUUUUCACAUAAUUUCCUUGUAAAUACCUUUCAUACAGUCAAUCAUGAAUCCUUACUCAACCAGCUCCACAUCCUGGCAGUGUCUUAGUGUUCUGGAUAGUGUUGUGUAAAAGUGUAGUGUUCUUAGUGUUGUGUAAAAUAAAAAAUUUCUUGCUUUUACAUGAGAGUUUGGUGUAAUAUGUAAACACAGGUAACUUUUCAAAACAUACCAUUUACUCUGCAGUCCAUAUAUGAAAAUAAGCUGCAAAACCAAUUUCAUGAAAGCUGAGACAUUUGCAUCUGUCUGCCUGUUCACCCUAUUGCAGUUUAGCCACAUCCAUUAAUGCUUUAGUUCAGACUGCUAUUUGAAUGAGGCACAGUAUAAGGCAAUCAACCAAAACAGAGGUCAUUUACCCCUUAGACCCUUAGAGAGGUUUGGAAAAAGGAAAAAUCAAUUGUAAUGUUGAUAAAUAAAAUAUGCACAGUGUAAGUAGAAGUAAAAAUUAAACAUGAUAAUGUAGGAUUUGGACCCUUUAAGACAUCAAACAUGUUGCACUGGGUACCUAUGCUUUGGAGGGCCACCCAGAUAUAAUUAAUAAAGACAAUAUAGGUUUUCACCAGACAUCCAGAAAUGAAUGCUUAAAAAAUAAAGAUGUUAUAUUUGGACUAUGUUAGUUAAGGUAACCAAUAAUGCCACAAAUUUACAUGUGAUUUUCAGCCACAGUCUCAGCUAAAAAUCAAACUUGCAAAACAAUUAUAACCGUCUCUGUAAUCACCAUUGCAGGUUCCUUUUGCCCUCUGACUGCAAGAAAUUGAUUUAUGCCUUUGCUUACUGUAAUCUUCUUGACUACUAAUGCACUUAUUUCUGUAUUAUUUAAAAGCUCUAUUAUGCAUAUUUAUUUCAUUUUAUUCAUAUUUUAUAUUUUUUUUAUUCUUGUAUUUGACUGUUAUUUUUAAGUGCUUUGUAAAUGAAGGUUAUAAGAUUGAAACUAUUAGAUACAAGCCUAUGGAGAAGAUGACAUCCCAUGUUCUAAAAUUAUUGAUUUUAUUUUUAAAAUAUUUAUUAAAAGAACUCAAACCUGUGCUCAA